This is a messenger RNA of Nylanderia fulva, 3074 nucleotides long. RefSeq names its product Chondroitin polymerizing factor (gene Chpf). Gene Ontology annotation, cellular component: Golgi cisterna membrane. The record is from RefSeq and is a predicted model, not a curated record. Gene Ontology annotation, molecular function: glucuronosyl-N-acetylgalactosaminyl-proteoglycan 4-beta-N-acetylgalactosaminyltransferase activity. Lineage: Eukaryota; Metazoa; Arthropoda; Insecta; Hymenoptera; Formicidae.
CGCACGUGUGCGCAUAUGUGUGUGUGAUAUGUCAAACGAAUGACAGAUUAUGCAUUGCGCGGACGCAACAUUCUCUCUAUCAUAUAAUUAAUAGAAUCUGUCGUAUUUAUUACAGAAACAAAUCGACGAAUGUAAUACGAAUAAUUAUGAUUUGACAAGUGUGAAAGAGGAUUAAACCAGAAGAAUGUACAGAGAGUGCAAAUGUCGAAUCUCAUCGGAAAAUUAAGGUUAUCAUGGAAUUUGGUGAACAGAAAAAAGUAUUAUUAAACUAGAUGAUGUUAUGCUUCUCAGCAUAAUAUAAAAUAUUUUCUUAUGGAUAUUGAAUCAUGUUUGAAGAUAAGAAUGAAAAACUGUUUUCUUUGCAAAAAAAUAUUAUAAAGAAUAUAAUUUAAAGACACGAAUUAAAUUGGGAAAGAGCGAAAAUUGUUUAAACUCAGCAAGAUGAAACCGCUGUUCAAAGUUUUGUAUUCCCUUUGUUGGAGCAAUGUAUACUUGAUAAUGGGAAUAUGCAUGGGCCUAAGUUUCAGUCUACUGUUGAUACCUAUCGAUGUUGACAGGCAGCAUGACACAGCAGAAUCCUUCGAUCAUUUUGCAAAUACUUUGGACGACAUAGAUCCCUAUGAACCAAGAAUCAAUACUGACAGUAAACCACAGUUGGUGCAGAAAACAAAGAAAGUGUUUGUACGUCCAAGGUACUAUUCGACAGAGCUUGGAAUUAGAGAGAAAUUAUUCGUGGGAAUUAUAACAAGUCGAGAGUUUCUUCACAGUAGAGACGUAGCCCUGAACAAAACCAUUGCUCAUAUCGUGGACAAAAUUCGCUAUUUUAUCUCCAUACCAGAAGGGACCAAGCCAAAUGUUUCCUUUCCUGGAAUAGUAGGAUUCACAGAUACGAGAAGCAUCUUGAAACCCUUUCACUCUUUGAAAUACAUCAUCGAUAACUAUUUGGAGAGCUAUGAUUAUUAUUUCUUAAUCAGAGAUGUGAGUUACGUAAACGCAAGAGGUCUCAUGAAAUUUGUAAAUAAAAUCAGUGUGAGCCAAAAUCUUCACAUAGGUGCUCAAAGUUCAGAAAUUGAUACCUAUUGUUCUUUAGAAUCCGGUAUUCUCUUAAGUAAUUCUAUAAUACAAGAGAUCAAAAAUAAUCUAGACUGGUGCGUCAAGAACGCGUAUUCGGAUUCAGAUGACAUUAACAUUGGUCGUUGCAUUCUCCACUCCACUUCUAUACCUUGUAGCAACCGAGCACAAGGGCAAAACUUUACAUUUACACGAUUGCAGCCGACAUUUAAUUUUGAGAAAGAUUUCGCCCAGUUGAUCGAUCAAACGGACUUCCAAAAUUCGCUAUCCAUAUAUCCCAUCUAUGAUCACAUGCUUAUUUAUAAGCUUAAUAUGUACUUUGCUGCGAUCAAUUCCAUCAGAGUUCACAAAUCCAUCACCGAUAUACGCAAAGUGAUAUUUGCGACUGCACAUUUAGGACCGCCGAGUCAACGUAAUGUGUCCUGGCCCAUUGGAAAUCAACCUGGAAAUAGACCCCUUGGGCGUUUCGAUGUCUUGCGUUGGUCGUAUUUCAAUGAAUCUCACAUUUUCUUCGAGACCGACUUCAUUAACAUUCAGGAACUGAGGGGCGACGCAAAAUCCGAUGUAGAUUACGUGAUAAAUGCAGUUACAAACAAUAUUGUAAACAAGUAUGACGGUAAACUGAGCUUCAAAAAGCUGCUGAAUGGUUAUCAGAAAUUCGAUGCGUCCAGAGGAAUGGAUUAUAUACUCGACAUAGCAUUUAAUGAAGCAGCUACGGGCAGGGAAGUAAGGAAGAGACUCGAAGUCUGCAAACCCUUGGGAAAAGUAGAAAUCAUACCAGUGCCUUAUGUGACCGAAAACACAAGAAUUAAUAUAAUCAUCACCAUCAAUCUAAGCAAAAAGCAAGAUGCGUUAAAUUUUAUGGAACAUUACGCACAAGAUUGUAUGGAAAAAAACAAGACCUUUCUCAUGAUGGUUCUCUUGUAUAAUUUUGACUCACCAUCAAAAGGCAAAAACGAUGUCUUUUACGAAGUAAAAAAAAAUAUAUUAAUGCUGAAUGAAAAAUAUAAAAAGGAUCAGUCGAGAAUCACUUGGCUCUCCAUACGACUACCAAUCAACGUAACUUCCAUAGAUUUAAAUCCAAUGUUGAGGAUUGCCGUAACUGAUUUGUGCGCAAAGAAGUUCUCUUUGGAGAGUCUGGUUCUUCUCAUGGAAACAGGAACGAAAUUAAAAGUAGAUUAUUUAAAUAGAGUUCGUAUGAAUACCAUCAGUCACUAUCAGAUAUUCAGCCCGAUCCCGUUCAUCGAAUUCCAUCCUGAUAUAAUUUACACGGAUGAAACGGCUCAUGAUGAGGUGGACGUCAACAGCAAUUACGGAAAAUACGAUGAACACAAUUACAACAAUAUUGCAUUUUACAUCAAAGAUUACAACGCAAUGCGACAAACAGUCGAGACGAGCAUUCCGUUAGCGCGAUCCGACAAGGACCUAGCUACUCUGCUGAAACUUUCCAAAGACAGUCCCGUAACUUCUCUAUUUGAAAUGUAUGUGUCGUUCAGUGAUAUGCAUAUAUUUCGCGCGAUAGAACCGACAUUGAAGAUAAAAUACAAAGAUGUUAAUUGCGACGACACUAUUAAUGACAGUAUUCACAAGAAUUGCCUUAAACUAAGAAACAAUCACUUGGGUAGACGUAGUCAACUGGCUAGAUUGAUGUUAGAUUAUCAGAAUCAUCAAGCGUAAGAAAGCAUAAAAAUUGAGAUAUAUAUGUAUUCUUUACAAAGAGAAUAACUUAUUUAUUAUAAUUUAUAUUUAUAUUUUCCGUAUAAGAGAAAGAAAGUAGAGAUUUCGUGUAAAGAAAGUAGAUUAUUCGCGUAAAUGCCUAUAAAUCUAAUAUAUUCGGUACAAUAAUUAGAUAUAUCUUUCACAAAGAUUUAUACAUGAAAAUAAAAUGAAUAUUACAUAAAUAUUAUAUUAAUUUAUAUAUAUUUUUUUAUUCGAAAUAAAUAUUCGUAAUUACUACAAUGUUAGUUUAAUGUAUCUUGUAAACAUUAGAUCUUAAAGUUUUA